Molecule: messenger RNA, 1320 nt
Organism: Impatiens glandulifera
Lineage: Eukaryota; Viridiplantae; Streptophyta; Magnoliopsida; Ericales; Balsaminaceae
Exons: 1
Coding region: 1-1320 (439 amino acids)
Source: RefSeq, a predicted model, not a curated record
AUGGCGUCCAAAGCAAGAACCAGUAGAAACAGAGAUAUCUGGGGAGGAAUGGGUUUCCUUUUAGUUUUCUUCCCUGAUUUUGAAGAACCCAUUUCAAAUAAUCCCUCAUCAAAGUUACUUUCAUCUUCACUUUCUUCUCCGGCGAGUCUCCAUUCCUUUCUCCGGCGAGUUUCUUCAACUAAUCUACUAAACAGAGCACAAUCCACCAUCUCAAUCUGCGCUUUACUUGUUUUAUUCUCUGUUUUACUCUUCACCCUUUCCACUGUAGAUCCAUUAUCAACCAAACAAUGGAAACAGAAUCCGAAUCCGCCAUUGAUGGAUAAACCAAGCUCAACUCAUCAUGCUUUUCAACGAAUGGGUAAGUUGUAUAGAAGAGGUACUAGGGCCAUGAAUGAUUUAGUAAUUGGACAUAUUUCCGAAUCGAUUACAUCUCAGGAUCUUCGAUUGUUCUUGAGAGUUUUACAUAGGUCUGGUUUAACUUCUAGAGCAGACAUUGUUUUCAUUUUCCCUUGUUCUGUUUCAUCACUUGAAGAUGUAAUCAUGGAAGAGAAUGAUUCGUUUGAGAAACUUCUUACCCGAUCAAACUCGAACGUGUCGGUGGGUUUUGAUCUGACCCAGUUCGUGAAAUCGGUUAGGAAUGAGAAUAAAUGGAAAGAAUCUAUAUGGGGGAGAAGAAAUCGAGGUAAUAACAACAAUGGGGAAGGUGAAAAUGGGUCGACCCGUUUGAGUUAUGGUUCGGUAGUGAGUUUCUUGGCGAGUGAACUCGAUCCGGAAAACUCGCUUGCUGGUUUUGUUGAUCAUGUUCAUAUGAAUUUAAGAAGAUGGGCGGCUUAUCCAAUGUUAUUAGGAAGAUUAAGAAGGAAUUUCAAACAUAUCGCAUUGAUAGAUGUAAGCCAAAUCUUGAUCAUCGGAGAUCCAUUAACUCGGGUCAGAACUCAGUCACCGGAAUCAGUCGAGUUUUUCACCGAUUCGGAAACAACCGGCAGGAAAACACCGGCAAUUGUCCCGGGGCUCGUAAUUGGAGGAACGCGUGGUGUUCGACGAUUCUCCGCAACCUUGCUUACGGAGAUUGUUAGAGUUUCCGGCGGUGGUGUCGGAAACUCGCACAAGAAGAAGAAUGUGGUGGUUUCCGAAGCGGGAAUUUUGGAUAGAAUUGUGAGAAAUGAGUAUUUGAUGAAGAGUGCGAACGUUGUGGCGGAGGUUGAGUCGAUUGGGGGCGAAUCGAGUGAUUCGAGUUCACUCGACUCGAAUGUGAACUCGAACGGUGUGAUUUUGAGACGUGGAAAUAGGAAUGGGAGAUUUUGGUAUCAUCUCUUAUGA